Molecule: messenger RNA, 2255 nt
Organism: Mugil cephalus (flathead mullet)
Lineage: Eukaryota; Metazoa; Chordata; Actinopteri; Mugiliformes; Mugilidae
Gene: htr6
Product: 5-hydroxytryptamine (serotonin) receptor 6
Exons: 3
Coding region: 856-2253 (465 amino acids)
Biological process (GO): G protein-coupled receptor signaling pathway, coupled to cyclic nucleotide second messenger; chemical synaptic transmission
Cellular component (GO): membrane; dendrite
Molecular function (GO): neurotransmitter receptor activity; G protein-coupled serotonin receptor activity
Source: RefSeq, a predicted model, not a curated record
CCACCCACACCAGUUCCUUUGAUGUGGAAUUAGCAUGUCUUGGCUGUGAUUGUGCAUGGUUAUGCAUCGACAGCUCAAUGCUUUGACACGCUCCUUCUCAGUAGCCGUGCAUUCAGGCUGGGAGGCACACUGGAGUGGCCGACACAGGGAUUAACGAGAGCGAGGGAUAUAAAGGCAGCGUUACAAGAGCUGUGAUACCUGUAGAGCACUUAUCAUCAGAGCCUGGCUUGCAAAUGACACAGUUUUGUGUUGGUUUUCACUCCCCUGUGCUAUAUCCCAGAACAAAAGGACUUGUGUAAGGCAGCACAGCUCCGGCGCAGCAAGGAGUUGCGGAAGCUGAACCACUUCUGUGAGGUGAGGUAUAAUUCUGAGAAUUGGUCCUUGGUCUCUUCAUCUUCAGUGGGUCCUCUUAUAGGCACUGCACUCGUAUGCUUGGUCAAGGCUUAUCUCUCUCUUUGUGCCCUCCUCCAGUGCCUGUCAUCACUGUGACAUGCUGCUUCGAAACCCUCUGUCAGCUAUCGAAUGGCUCAUUCUGGCUUUCAGCUGUGGACGAAGCAGAGACAGGCUGGCCAGGAUGGAGAGAUGAUCUGGAUCAUUAUACUGGUGCCAGUGGAAGUAAACCCAAAGCACCUGGAUUUAUUCCUGCCACAGGGAAAUGGAGAUAUUUAUCCAUGGAGAACAUUCUGAUUAACCUUGACGAGGAAAGAGUUGAAUGGUUUUCAACACAAGUGGCUUCUAUUUAUUCAACAGUGUCCUGCAAGUGCGAGGUUUUUGGGAAAGAAGAGAUCCGAAACGUUUAGUGGUGUCUGAGGAGGAAUCUCCUGGCUGGUUCAUUUAUUGUUGCCAGCCUGCGUCAUGGCUGACUCUCAUUUGUCUGCCUCCGUAGGAAGCUACAACAGCAGCUAUCUCACCACCAGUGCUUGGAACAUCACUGGGAGCGGCCCAUGGUUGUUGGCCUUCAUGCUGACCGGUAUCAUCCUCAUGACAAUCUGUGGUAACACGUUGCUCAUUGCCUUGGUGUUUGCCCAUCGUUCUUUGCGCUGCACCUCCAACUGUUUCCUGGUGUCUCUGUUCUUUUCUGACCUGAUGGUGGCUUUGGUGGUCAUGCCCCCAGCCAUGCUCAAUGUGCUGUGUGGGGCCUGGGUGCUGUGGCCCGCUUUCUGUCCGGUUUGGCUUUGCUUUGAUGUCAUGUGCUGCAGUGCGUCCAUCCUUAACCUGUGUGUGAUAAGCCUAGACCGGUACCUCUUCAUUAUCUCCCCGCUGCGCUACAAGCAGAGGAUGACCCCACCUCGAGCGUUACUCCUAGUAGGAGCUGCUUGGGGGUUGGCAGCGUUGGCCUCCUUCCUGCCCAUUGAGAUGAAAUGGCACAGUUUAGGACACUCGUCAGUUCCUGGAGUCACCGUUAAUAACAGCAGCUCAUACUACGACAAACUGUACCCUGAAUCCUACUUUCAGCUGUCGCCAUCAGGAGGUCUUUCCUUUCAGUGCCGUCUACGGGUCACCCUGCCCUUUGCUCUGGUGGCAUCUGUUCUUACCUUCUUUUUGCCCUCUACCGCCAUUUGCUUCACCUACUGUCGAAUCCUCCUGGCAGCACGGAGGCAGGCCAAGAGGGUCGCAGCACUGAGCCACCCUCCUCACCCUCAUCCCUCUCUAGGAGAACCUUCCCGGCCUCCAUCACCAGGGCUUGCUGCAGGUCAAGCUCAGCAGGAUGGAGAUGACUGCAGUCACCAAGAGCCUUUGGUGUCACAACAAAAUGUACCGCCGUCGGUGAACAGUGAGCGCCACCUGGCUCACAGACAAGGUCGGAGGGCACUGAAGGCCAGCCUCACUCUGGGAGUCCUCCUGGGACUCUUCUUCAGUGCUUGGCUACCCUUUUUCAUCACCAACAUGGCUCAGGCAGUGUGCGAGUGCGUUCCUCUUGCGCUCUUCGAUGCCAUCACCUGGCUGGGCUACUGCAACAGCACAAUGAACCCCAUCAUUUACCCGCUGUUCAUGCGAGAUUUUAAGCGAGCUCUGGGGAAGCUCCUGCCCUGCUGUUCCUCUCGUUCACCCAGAAGACCCUCGCCAGCUCUUUCCCUCUCUCUGCGCAACUCAGGAGAGCCCAACAUCGCUAGCAGCCCCCCCUCACCCAUGGCUUCCGACCCCACACACCCGCCUGCCACUGCCACCGAUGCCGUCAACCUGCUGGAUGCCGAGCACGCUGGGAUCGAGCUGCCUCUGCUUCUGCCCAAUCAGGUCGACACCUUGGACUGAAC